UUUUAUAGAUGUCCUUAAACGCAGCAUCAGUUCCUGGUCAAAGGAUACAUCGUCAGUUAAAGCCAGUUUGAUGCAUUUUCUGUUUCGGUAUUUCCUUAACAGCGCUUUUUGGAAAGUUUUCCCCGGGCCAUGACACUUCACCGCGGUUCCCGGAGAUGAUUUGGGAAUAUUUGGGCGCGGCUCGUCGACUCGGACACCCAGCGGGCCCCACCAGAAAGUGAGCGACAUGGACAACUCUGUCACCCUGUGGCAGUUUCUCCUUCAGCUCCUCCUGGACUCCAGCAAUCAGCAGCUGAUCCGAUGGACCAACGAGGAGGGGGAGUUCAAGCUGCUGCAGGCGGAGGAGGUGGCCCGGCUGUGGGGAGCCCGCAAGAACAAGCCCAACAUGAACUACGACAAGCUCAGCCGGGCCCUCAGAUACUACUACGACAAGAACAUCAUCAAGAAGGUGAACGGUCAGAAGUUCGUCUACCGCUUCGUGUCCUAUCCUGACAUCCUGAAAGGAGAUCCGACUCGGCCGGAGGACGCCCUCACAGCCAAGAGGGUGGACGGCAGCCUGCAGGAGGCGGAGCUCGCCGACAGAUCCAGGGUGGCGGCGGCGGCAGCAGCAGCAGCAGCUCUGGGUUCCAGCAGCAAGCAGUCCAACCGCAACGACUACAUCCACUCGGGCUUGUACACCUCCUUCCACCUCAACUCCCUGCAGAACGGGCGCCAGCUCUUCAAGUCCAUCAAAAUGGAGAACCCGGCGGAGAAGAUGGCCGAGAAGAGGCUGCUCGCCAUCACCUCACAGGGUCCGGAGUCUCUGCGACAACAGUCUCCGCCCCUCUCAUCUGUCAUCAAAUUUGGAAACAGCCCCCCGAAGCCGGCGCCGCUUCCCCCUCAGGCUGCCACAGAACCCGGCUUGAUACCCAACAGCGCCGAUCCUUUACCGCCUCCGAGGGAGGAAGACGCCGCCACACACUCCUCCCUGCAGCAUCAGGUCUACUCCUUCGAAAGCGGCCGCCAGUCAGAAGCGCCCUUCGGCCUGGCGGACAUGAGCUCCGCCAGCGCCUCCCCGAGCCUCGUGCAGGAUUCCCCAGAGGAGAUGGGGAUCCCGAGCGACUUAGAGAUCAACUCCUCCCAGCCUGAAGACGCUACGGAGCAGGACAAGGUGGACGGCGGCAUCAUUCAGUCCGGAGACGAGAUCAGUUUGGUGGACGCAGACACCAGCUCGUCGUCAGCGAGCAGCAGCACAGCAGCCAGCACUCUGAGUUCUGGGAAGACGCGCAAACCUCCCAGAGUCCUGCAGAUCAGUCCCCCCACUCUGCUGGUCACCGCCUCGGACUUCUCCCCCAUGAACAACUGCAGCCCGUCGCUCCCCACCCCCUCCCUGACGCCCGCCAUGCUGCAGACUCCGACCAUCCUGCUGACUCCCAGUCCUCUGCUGUCGAACAUCCACUUCUGGAGCACGCUCAGUCCGGUCGCCCCCCUCAGUCCGGCCACGCGGCGCCAGGGUGGUCACCUAUUCCAGUUCCCCUCCGUCCUCACCCCCCAGUUCCAGAUCCCGAUCCACAGUUUGGAUGGAACCAACACGCCCGGUCCCAUUUCUCCUGACGCUCACAAAACAUAGAAGUCCAAUCACCUUUGAGCUGCAAAUUAAGCCGUCGCCCCCUCCCACAUCCUGGACAUUGUUGUGGGACCCCGUCCUCCAUCAUUCCCUCAUCCGUGUGGUGCUCUGACUUACACACCACACCCACCAGAGCGCCCGGACACGGCGUGAGCAAACAGACAAGGGAUUGGCGCCCAAACCUUCAAGAUGGAUCUCUGUGCACGCCUUUACCGCAGUCAUGUCCACACGCCCAGGUAACAGACAUCCUUACAGACUAGCGGUGCCAGAAAGGAUUUCCAUGGAAACAGUGUGUGGACUGGAAGGAGCAGCCACCGAUGCUGUGAUGCACCGAGGAGGUCGCGCUCAAUCCAGGCCUUUGUGUGCUUGUUUUUUUGUUCUUUUAUUAUUUCCUAAGCUGCUCUCUCCUCCACUGACUGAUGUUCUGUUUUAACUCGGCUUCGUUAAGAGGAAAGCUUUAACCUCCCAAACUGCAGCUCUUUCUCAACUCAAGCUCAUCCAGACCUGCCUCAGCUGCUGUUUAAUCCCAGCCCAUAAUCCCACCUGAACCAGAGUGGUGCCUCCACACUUUAGCUGCAGGAGAAACACAAGUACCAUAGAAUAGUCCUAAAAGCCGCUGUGGCCUGCCCCACCCCGCCCUCAACCUCCAGGCUGUAAGCUUUCACGCAGAAAUGAAAGAAAGGAAAGCCAUAAACCCUCGCUGUGCGCCAAUAAUGCAAGCAAACCCACCAAACCUAAGAAUUACUGAGCAAAGCCAGCCUGUCUCAGAGGAAACCCAAAGACCGAGGGCCAGAAAAACUCUGAUCUUCAUUCCCCGCGUCCGUGUUAAAACAAACAACCCAAUGGAAAGCUUUUAAAACUUUUUAUUCGUGGAUUUACCUCAGAAGUUUAGAAAACUGCAAAUGAUUUCUAAAAACCCAAUUAUCUAAAAAUUCUCCCAGAAGUAGCAACAGCUGUGUUGAAUGCAGACUUUUCCAUUAUGUUGGAAUUUAUAUGUUAAAAUACAAGUAUUCAUAGAGCCCUGAAAAUGACCUUCAUAUAUAUGCAUGGAUAUGUAUUCUCUCAAAUUAUAAUUUGAACACAAAUGCACAUUUUUUGGUGCACAAAUUAGCUUUGAAGCCACAAUUUAAUAUUUUGUGGUUCAAAUUCAGUAAUUUGUGCACACAUAUUUGCAUUUUGUAGCCUUGUGUGUGUAAUUUAGCACUUUGUGAACACAAAUUAGUAAUUUAACAUUUUGUGGGCACAAACUAAUAUUUUGGGGGUACAAUGUAGUGUUUUGUGCUCACAAUUAAGUAUUUUUUGGCUAAAAAUGGGUAAUUAGUAUAAUCAGUUCCUACUGCUAAUUUGAGGCCUUAAAAUACUCAUUUGUUCCCACAGAAUACUAAUUUUCCUGCACUUAAAGCCAAUUUAUACCCACAAAAUACUAGUUUGUGUGCACACAGUGCUCAUU
Molecule: messenger RNA, 3056 nt
Organism: Oryzias melastigma (Indian medaka)
Lineage: Eukaryota; Metazoa; Chordata; Actinopteri; Beloniformes; Adrianichthyidae
Gene: elk4
Product: ETS transcription factor ELK4
Exons: 6
Coding region: 227-1609 (460 amino acids)
Biological process (GO): cell differentiation; regulation of transcription by RNA polymerase II
Cellular component (GO): nucleus
Molecular function (GO): DNA-binding transcription factor activity, RNA polymerase II-specific; sequence-specific DNA binding
Source: RefSeq, a predicted model, not a curated record